This is a messenger RNA of Asparagus officinalis (garden asparagus), 1436 nucleotides long. Its product is annotated as carboxypeptidase B2. Gene Ontology annotation, biological process: proteolysis. Gene Ontology annotation, molecular function: metallocarboxypeptidase activity; zinc ion binding. The record is from RefSeq and is a predicted model, not a curated record. The transcript is spliced from 11 exons. Bases 97 to 1395 code for a protein of 432 amino acids. NCBI's taxonomy places the organism in Eukaryota, Viridiplantae, Streptophyta, Magnoliopsida, Asparagales, Asparagaceae.
AUCAAAUAAAGGAUAAAACUAUGAUAUGAGAAAAAAGCGAACCGACUGUCAAAGAGGAGAGAGAUCUCUCUGCCCCCCUUCUCUCUCACAUCCGAGAUGCGAUCUUUAUCCUCUCUCCCUUUCUUCUUCUUCUUCUUCUUCUUCCUAGCUUUGUUCCAAGCUUUCCUGAAGAGCCCAAUUCUUGUUCAUGGCGGGAACUCCUCUUUGUCUCCUAUCACUCAAAUCCCACAAGAUCUCUACCAUUCGAGUGAUGAAUUGUUGAGAGAAAUUAGUUCACUGGUGGGCCGGCACCCUGAUGUGUUAAAUAUUGAAACUAUCAGAGCAGGAAAUAGGGGCUAUUUUGCUGAGAUAUUGGUGAUUACAUAUGAUCGUGUAGAGAAGCGAAAACCCGACAGUUUGAAGUUCAAGAUUCUUCUUAGCUUUGGACAGCAUGGGAGAGAGCUUAUAACGUCCGAACUUGCUUUGCAUCUUCUUUCUGUUUUAACUGGGGAACUUAGUGUGCGUGGCAUGAAUAUGGAUUCCAUCGACAGCAUACUGAAUAAUGUUGUGAUAAAGGUGGUGCCAAUGGAAAACAGAAAUGGGCGUAAACUCGUUGAAACUGGAGAUCUCUGUGAGAGGAGGAACGGAAGAGGAGUUGAUCUCAACAGAAAUUGGAGUGUGGAUUGGGGCAAAAAAGAGAAGGACUAUGAUCCUUAUGAAGAAAAUCCGGGAGUCGCUCCUUUUAGCGAACCUGAGGCUCAAAUUAUGCGUGAGAUCACGAAAUCAUUUGAUCCACAUAUAUGGGUGACAGUACACUCUGGAAUGGAGGCUCUGUUCAUGCCUUAUGAUCACAAAAAUGGUACCCCGGAGGGAUUUACGUCAAAGUUGAUGAAAUCUGUGCUUGUAGACUUAAACCAUCAUCAUUUCCAAGACAGAUGUGUAGUUGGGUCGGGUGGCGGUGCUGUUGGGUAUUUUGCCCAUGGGACUACAACUGACUACAUGUAUGAUGUUGCCAAAGUGCCUGUGUCUUUCACUUUUGAGAUAUACGGGGAUGAGUCUGCCUCUUCAAAGGACUGUUUUAAAAUGUUUAAUCCAAUUGAUACUACCACUUUCAAGAGGGUUCUCAAUGAUUGGAGCAAGGCAUUCAUUGAGUUAUUCGAAACGGGUCCUGAUGAAAUAAAGAAAGCUCAAGAGCUUGGGAAAUGGAUAUCUAUAGGUGGAAAUGUAGUUGAUGGGAGCUUAGUAGGAGAAAAUAGAGGCAGCAGGAAGACGAUGGAUGGGCUUGAGCUGGGGAUGCAAGAGUUGAGAACUUACUUCAGAUUGUUUUUGUUGUCGUCUGUGUUGUUGAUGUUCAUGUUUUGUUCGAGGAUUUCAAAGAGCAAACUUAUACAGACAAAUUCAAGCAUUUUGAGUUGAAUUUUGAUAAUGGGAAGGUUAUUCAUGUUUUUUUAGUUUCA